AUGGUUCAGCUUCAGUACUGCCCUUCUGUCAACCGGAAGGAAUUCUGCAACAAAUACUAUCUGGCCACUCAUCGUGCAGCAAAACACGGGCAUCCGACGAAUAGCAACACCAGCCAUAUGCUUUCCUCUCAGUCGGGUGUGGAUCUCUCAGCUUUGGGCCGUUCGGCCGAUUCAGGACCGAGCAUGGAUAUACAACAGCUGAUGAUGGGGCUGGAUCAGUCUGCACUGUCUGGAAACAACGCGCUUCGUAGUCUCUACCUCAGCCAGAUGGGCAUGGGCGGUGGAAGUCCAUCACCGUCAAGCUUGCCGUCAUCAGGAUCGGCAUCUAUUACGGGAGGAACUCAGGAUGUUGGGCCGGAACCGUCACCGAAGGCGGUCACCCCCACUUCACAAGCAGACACUAAUACCUCAGGACUACCUAGCUGGUUCUCCGGACUUCUUCCGCCGCAGAUGCAGCAGCAGGGAAUGCCCGGCAAUAUGAAUGCUCUUUUGGAACAGAUGCAAGCGAUGCAGAAUCUACAGCUUCUUGGUGGUAACCUUGGUGGAAAUAUGGGAGCUAUCGCAGCCGCCUUGGCUCAGAAUCCCACCGCAGCCGCCGCGUUCCUUGCCACCACGCCGAGCAAG
Molecule: messenger RNA, 624 nt
Organism: Strongylus vulgaris
Lineage: Eukaryota; Metazoa; Nematoda; Chromadorea; Rhabditida; Strongylidae
Source: the annotation of a GenBank genome assembly